AUGAUCUUUACGCAUGAUGAUUACACGAUCGCGUGGAUCUGUGCCCUACCACUAGAGAUGGCAGCCGCGAAGGCGAUGCUUGAUCGUACUCACCCUUCAUUACACCAACCGAAAACUGACGAUAAUAGUUAUACCCUAGGAAGCAUUCAUGGCCACAACAUUGUUGUGGCAUGCUUACCAAUCGGCAUCUAUGGAAAGGUAUCUGCCUCAGCCGUGGUAUCUCAGAUGCGUUCUACUUUCCAAAACAUCCAGUUGGGAUUGAUGGUUGGGAUUGGAGGUGGAGUCCCCAGCAUUGUUGCGGACAUCCGUCUUGGUGAUAUUGUGGUGAGCACGCCAACCGGCAUGUACAACGGAGUGAUCCAGUAUGAUCAUGGGAAAUCAGGACGCAACGGGAAAUUUCAACGCACUGGUUCACUCAAUAAGCUCCCGCUGGCUUUCUUGACCGCUAUAUCUCAGAUGCAAAGUGACAGUAUGAUUGGAAGGCAGUUGGUCGAUGAUGUUAUCAGUGAUACAUUGCAGAAAAAUGAAGAAAUGAGAAACUGUUACAGUCGGCCAAUAGAGGACCAGUUGUUCCAAGCCACAUAUGACCAUCAAGAUGACCAUCAAGAUGACAGUCUGGGGUGUUCAGGAUGUGAUUUUAGCAAGCUAGUCACGCGCCCCCCACAGACAGACAACAAACCCCAUAUAUACUAUGGUUUGAUUGCUACAGGAGAUCAGGUUAUGAAAAAUGCUACAAUCCGUGAUGCAAUUGCUCGAGAACUUGGCAUACUCUGCUUUGAAAUGGAGGCAGCCGGCUUGAUGCUCCCAUCACUUGUGGUUCGGGGCAUCUGUGACUACUGUGACUCCCAUAAGCAUAAAGACUGGCAAGGAUAUGCUUUAGCUGCUGCUGCCUAUGCAAUGGUUCUAUUGUUAUUUGUUCCUGUCACUUGCCAAAAGAAGGAUGUGCAUCUGUCCGAGCAAGACCAGAGCGCGAUGCAACACUGCUGUGUCACGGAUAUGUCAACAGAGAUCGAGUCCCUUCAACAACAGAAGGAUAUUCUGGAAUAUAGGAGCUUCAAUGACUGGAGCGACAGUGGAAAGAACCUUUUAUGGGUGAGAGGCGACGCUGGGAAGGGUAAAACAAUGUUACUUAUUGGGGUUGUCAAUGAGCUAACAGCCCACCUUCAAAGACAUUUUGAUGAGUACUGUUUAUCAUACUUCUUCUGCCGUGGAACAGAAAACAGACUCAAUACGGCAACUGCAGUUCUGAGGGGGUUGAUGUGGAUGAUCCUGCGUCAAAAGAAGUCACUCAUACACCAUCUCACCAAAUUAUUUACAGAUCUCGGGCCUGUUCUUUUUGAAGGCCACAAGGCGUUUUAA
Penicillium malachiteum is the source of this 1359-nucleotide messenger RNA. RefSeq names its product 5'-methylthioadenosine/S-adenosylhomocysteine nucleosidase family protein. Lineage: Eukaryota; Fungi; Ascomycota; Eurotiomycetes; Eurotiales; Aspergillaceae. The record is from RefSeq and is a predicted model, not a curated record. Bases 1 to 1359 code for a protein of 452 amino acids. Gene Ontology annotation, molecular function: catalytic activity. Gene Ontology annotation, biological process: nucleoside metabolic process. The transcript is spliced from 2 exons.